Pipistrellus kuhlii (Kuhl's pipistrelle) is the source of this 1309-nucleotide messenger RNA. RefSeq names its product F-box protein 2 (gene FBXO2). The transcript is spliced from 6 exons. The coding region runs from base 124 to 1017 and encodes 297 amino acids. Gene Ontology annotation, biological process: glycoprotein catabolic process; SCF-dependent proteasomal ubiquitin-dependent protein catabolic process. Gene Ontology annotation, cellular component: SCF ubiquitin ligase complex; cytoplasm. NCBI's taxonomy places the organism in Eukaryota, Metazoa, Chordata, Mammalia, Chiroptera, Vespertilionidae. Gene Ontology annotation, molecular function: protein binding; ubiquitin protein ligase activity. The record is from RefSeq and is a predicted model, not a curated record.
GGCGCGGCGGGCCGGGCCGACCCAGACCGGGCAGCGCCUCGCAUUGCCACCGCCGCGGGACCGGGACUCGGGCCGCCCGCAGCGCUCCGGCUUCUGCUUCUCUCAGGAUCGCCCUCCGCAGCGAUGGACGGAGACGGGGACCCAGAGAGCAUGGGCCAGCCCGAGGAGGCGAGCUCGGAGGAGCCGCAGGAGGAGGGGUGCGUGGUUGCCCCGGAGGCGGAGGCGAGCGGCGGGGAGGAGGAGGAGGCGGCGGCGUACCUGGACGAGCUGCCGGAGCCGCUGCUGCUGCGCGUGCUGGCCGAGCUGCCGGCCGCCGAGCUGGUGCAGGCCUGCCGCCUGGUGUGCCUGCGCUGGAAGGAGCUGGUGGACGGCGCCCCCCUGUGGCUGCUCAAGUGCCAGCAGGAGGGGCUGGUGCCGGAGGGCGGCUCGGAGGACGAGCGCGACCACUGGCAGCAGUUCUACUUCCUGAGCAAGAGGCGGCGCAACCUGCUGCGGAACCCGUGCGGGGAAGAGGACCUGGAGGGCUGGUGCGACGUGGAGCACGGCGGGGACGGCUGGAGGGUGGAGGAGCUGCCCGGGGACUGCGGCGCGGAAUUCGCCCACGACGAGAGCGUCAGGAAGUUCUUCGCCUCCUCCUUCGAGUGGUGUCGCAAAGCGCAGGUCAUUGACCUGCAGGCUGAGGGCUACUGGGAGGAGCUGCUGGACACCACUCAGCCGGCCAUUGUGGUCAAGGACUGGUACUCGGGGCGCAGCGACGCCGGCUGCCUGUACGAGCUCACGGUGAAGCUGCUGUCGGAGCACGAGGACGUGCUGGCCGAGUUCAGCACCGGGCAGGUGGCCGUGCCGCAGGACGGCGAGGACGGGGGCUGGACCGAGGUCUCCCACACUUUCACCGACUACGGGCCCGGCGUUCGCUUCGUCCGGUUCGAGCACGCGGGACAGGACUCCGUCUACUGGAAGGGCUGGUUCGGGGCCCGGGUGACCAACAGCAGCGUGUGGGUGGAGCCUCCUGAGUGACCUUCCCCCAGCUCCCUCCAGCUGCCCUGCAGGGGCAGAGGCCUGGGGCAGACAGGCCUUAGCGGUAGCACCCUCCCCUGCCCCUCCCCACACACCCCUCUCCCGCCCCUGGCUCCCAGCCCGGCCCCCACGCAGGUAGAGAAGGGUUUUGCUGGCGCGUAUUUGCACCUGGAAAAUAAGAUGGGUGAAGGCUUGGGCCUGGGCCGGGCCCGCGGCUGAGUCCCCCACCUCUAGCUCAGUGCCUGCUGUAAAGCAGACUUGCAAUAAAUGUGACUCCUUCUUGGGAGAAAUG